This is a messenger RNA of Tachyglossus aculeatus (Australian echidna), 846 nucleotides long. RefSeq names its product galectin-related inter-fiber protein (gene GRIFIN). NCBI's taxonomy places the organism in Eukaryota, Metazoa, Chordata, Mammalia, Monotremata, Tachyglossidae. The record is from RefSeq and is a predicted model, not a curated record. Bases 10 to 432 code for a protein of 140 amino acids. Gene Ontology annotation, molecular function: carbohydrate binding. The transcript has 4 exons.
AAGGGGAGGAUGCCACUGCAGUUUGAAGCAUCCUGCGCCGGGGGCCUGGUCCCAGGCUGGAGUCUGAUCAUCAGGGGCCUCUCCAACUCCAAAGAUGAUGAGUUUGAAAUCAACUUCCUUUCCGAGACGGGGGACAUCGCCUUCCACUUCAAGCCCUGCUUUUCCAAUACCACGCUGGUCUGCAACUCCUUCCAGGCGAACCGCUGGGGCCAUGAGGAAGUGUCUGAUGUCUUUCCCCUGGAACUGAAAGAGCCCUUUGAGAUUGAAGUCUACUCUGACCACGAGCGUUUCCACGUCUACGUUCAUGAAAACAAAAUCCUAGAGUAUGAGCACCGCCAGAAACCACUCUCUGCCAUCACCAAGGUGCAGGUGCUCAAUGACACCAGGUUCUCUUCAGUGGAGCUCUCCAAGAAGAGCCUUUACCUGGGGUAAGGCAGGGCGAGAGCUUCCCCCCGAUGAAUCUUAUGACUCUAGAGCUGCAUAGAUCACCUCAUCCAGUCCCCUGCCUCCUCGGGUCUACCUAAGCAUUUCAGGGCAGAAGGCUGCCCAUUCCAUCUUUGAAAACCCAUGCUACUGACCAACCCAAGUGGACAUCUGUCGGUGCCCCAGUAAUGACAGUCCCACCCGCAGUUGCUGAGUUCCCGUUAGUUAUGCCCUGAAGGGUCCCUAGAGGUUUCAUGCCAAGGUAUGAGGGCCUUUGGAUGCCUCUGGUUAUACGUGUUGUACUCUUUGACUCUCACAGGCAGAAAAGACUCUAACCUGUUCCCAAACUUUGAGUCUGAUCCAACCCAGACCUCUCAGGAGCGUACAUGAGUGCACCUCCCCAGGGAAGGUGCUCCAAUAAAA